CAUCCUCAUCUUCAUCUUCAUCUCCAUCGUUGCCUUUCCGUUUCACGCGCCCCUCUAUCCAUACUCUGUACCAUUCUGCGGAGAAUUACCGCCUUAUCUUCCGCGCAUUGCUGCUGCGUAGGGGCACCCGUACCGCUCGUGCAGUAAAUCCGGGCAGUCGACCGUCUCGCCGUCCCACCCACCUCAAUUCAAUCUGACCGACCACCACCACCACCACCACCAUAUCACUCAGGCCGUACCAACCUGCGUCCUACUUACACCAAUUAACACCGUCACCACCUUGCCAUCAUUCCAUCCCUCGUGCGACAACAACCCCACAAGCGUCAGCCUCCACAAAGGCAAACAAAAGUCUAUCUAUCUGCGAGCAGCUCGGAAGUGACAGUGACAUCGCGGCGACUCCUUGCGUUGACAGCCACGGCUUCGACGUCGUAAAAGGAAUCACCGGCUCUUCGGUUGAUUGUUGCGGGAACUUGUUCGGGUGAGGAUGGCAACAACGACCUCCGUAUCGCCCACUACAAUCGAGCGGAACGGUUCACGACGAGGCCAAUCCCACUCGACACCGACAAGGUCGCAAUCAACAAGGACGAGGAGUACUGUAACACCUAGUCCGGGGCGUUCCAACUCUACCAGCCAUAAUCGAACAGCAUCGGCGCGUCACGGGGCUAUCGAGGAGAUCUUGCCGCAGGCCGACUAUGAGUCCUCGAACCUUCCACAAACAUCAAGAGUACCAAGUAAAGAUCAUCCACAGCAAUCUCGUGCAGAACCAGGGAGAAGCGCGUCCGGGCACCACCAUCACCGAUCCCAGAGUCGCUACUCAACAGAUAUGACGACAGCUACAGCAAAUAGUGGGGGACCAGCUCCCGUGGUAACCCCCACUGAAUCUAGGCAACGCCCUUCGGGGAAGUCGAGAACCACGAUACCGGCGCAGACAGGAAACUGGACCCUAGGCAAGACGAUAGGUGCUGGAAGCAUGGGCAAAGUCAAGCUGGCAAGGAGAGUCGAAGGCGGCGAGCAGGUGGCAGUCAAGAUCGUGCCGCGAGGCGCCGCGGACGAUGGACAUAAUCAAAGUCGAGCCGAUCGAGAACGAGCAGAGCGUUCGAAAGAAAUUCGAACAGCACGAGAAGCCGCCAUUGUCACUCUUUUGGAUCAUCCAUACAUAUGUGCAAUGCGAGAUGUUGUGCGCACGACUUAUCAUUGGUAUAUGCUUUUUGAAUAUGUCAAUGGCGGGCAGAUGCUGGACUACAUCAUCUCGCACGGAAAAUUGAAGGAGAAGCAGGCCAGAAAGUUCAGCAGACAAAUCGCCAGUUCUUUGGAUUACUGCCAUAGGAACAGCAUUGUUCAUCGAGACCUCAAGAUUGAAAACAUCCUGAUAAGCAAGACUGGAGAUAUCAAAAUCAUCGAUUUUGGCUUGAGUAAUCUAUUUUCCCCGCAGAGUCAUCUGAAGACGUUUUGUGGGAGCUUGUACUUUGCGGCACCAGAAUUGUUGCAGGCCAAGGCAUACACUGGGCCUGAGGUAGACGUUUGGAGUUUUGGCAUCGUGUUAUACGUUCUGGUCUGUGGCAAAGUGCCGUUUGACGAUCAAAGCAUGCCCGCCUUGCAUGCAAAGAUCAAGAAGGGCAUUGUGGAUUAUCCUAAUUGGCUCUCACCCGAGUGCAAGAACCUCAUUUCGCGAAUGCUUGUAACUGACCCGAAGCAGCGUGCAAGCCUGCAGGAGAUAAUGAACCACCCCUGGAUGAUCAAGGGAUUCGGAUCACCACCAGAGAACUACCUACCUCACCGCGAGCCUCUUCAAUUACCGCUCGAUCCAGCCGUCAUUCAAGCAAUGACUGGCUUUGAUUUUGGGGCUCCAAAUGUGAUCGAAGCUCAGUUGACGGAGGUGAUCGAGUCACAGGCUUACCAACGUGCCGUACGACUGGCUAUGCAAGAGAAAGAGUUGCAAUCGGCUCCCAAAGACCCAGAAAAGAAGAGGGCAUUCAAUUUCGAUUUCUACAAGAGACGUAACUCUUCAACAAGCCGGGAUAAUCUCACAGCUCCAAGUCUAGAAGGCUUGGCGCUUGGCACGGAUCCAGUCAAUGCUUAUCAUCCCCUUAUUUCGGUGUAUUAUCUUGUGAGGGAAAAGCAGGAGCGCGAUCGACGCAACGCAAAUGCAGUGGUUACAGGCGUGCCACGAUCGCCAGGUGAAGCGCCGCUUCAAAUGGCCGACCUCGCUGCGCCGAAACCAGCCCACACAAACGCCGCAACUUACGAGAUGCCUGGCGAGCAGGCAACGGGAGGACGAUCACGACCGCGCGCUCGGACUCACGGAGAGGACGAAGUCGUCGACGCGGUCAAGCAUAUCAAGAUUUCUGGAUCCAGCAAUCCGGCGUCCCCUGCAAUCGUCGAACCCCCACCCGAACCACCACGUAAAGAAAGCACUGCAGCCGGUAUUCUACGGCGAUUCAGCACGAGAAGACGGAAAGAGCCAUCUACUGACCGGUCCCACCCUCCCGUCGUCACUGUGCAAUCACCACACGAACCUAGCACACUGAGAAAGAGCUUCAGCGUUCGCCGAACGCGUGAACCUGCCUCCGAUGAUCAUCCUACCUCGGCGCUUCGUUCUGGCAGCAGCCAACCUCAGCACCGCGAUCUUUUGACACCUCCAGGGUCUGCCAAUAACUCUCGAGGUCCGAAAGCUUUGGGGAGAUCAACGAGUGUCAACUCGGCCGAUUUUCGAAGAAAAGAGAGUCGACGAGCGCCUCCGGAGGCACCUCCUCCUGUCUCUCACAAAGAGCCACCUCCACCUCCGACCAGUGGAUCUGAUCAUUCAACUGUGAACGAGAUCUCGUCACGUGAUGGCGAGAAUCAAUCUCACUUGAACCCUAGAGCUGCUGCUACUACGAGAACCAAGUCGCUUGGUCAUGCCAGACGAGAGAGCAUCCAAGCACGUCGUGCACGGAGGGAAGAGGCACGGGAAGCCAAUGUGCCCGAGGAGACAGAUUUAGAACUUGGCGAUGCCAGCGGAAUGUCAACGGAGCGCGUUGAGAGUGCCGAGAAUGUGAAGCCGGUAUUCCUGAAAGGCCUCUUCAGCGUUUCGACGACAUCAACAAAGCCGAUCCAAGCAAUUCGCGCCGACAUUAUCAGAGUUUUGAAGCAAUUGGGCGUAGAAUAUACAGAAAUCCGAGGUGGGUUCAGUUGUCGACAUACACCUAGCAUUGAUCUCCAGAAGGUAGUCGAUCUACCUCCAGGUAGUCAUAGUAACCAGACGCCUGGUCAUCGCCGCAAAAUAAGCCUCGGGGGAUUUAUGACUGGAAGGAACAGCCAAGAACGAGACCGCGAAGAUUUUCGUGAGGUGGAGAAGUCACCGCGCACAGCUCGAGGCCCAGGCCGAUCUCGUGCAGACACGACCUACACCAACUCUGACGUCUCGGACGAGAGCGUAGGCCGUGAUGGCCACGGAUCCUCUGCGCGCGCAGUCGGUGAAACGAGCACGCAUGUGCAGAGCGAGCUGGGCGGAAGCAUGAUCCUCGAGUUCGAGAUCUUUAUCGUCAAAGUUCCUCUCCUCUCACUUCACGGUAUACAGUUCAAGAGAUUGGCGGGUGGAACCUGGCAGUAUAAGAACAUGGCCGACCACAUUCUAAGGGAUCUGAGGCUUUGAUCUGGUGACCCCCUGACACCCGUUGUAACUGGACGAAACAACUAGAAGAUUCAGGAAGAUAAAGAUGGAGGUGUAGGAUUGGACUGAAGGCGGCACGGCCCUUCUUUUAUUAUCUGGGGGCGGGCAUUAAAGCGCAUAUACACGUACUAUGCUUUUGAGUGCUUGAUGGAUGGUUGGAGGGUGUUGCCUCAUGUAGGAUGAAGUCGAGGGAUUUGUGGAGGGGUCGUACAUUUCAGACUCGUUCUUAGCUAGUUGAUGGCCUGGAAGGGUUGGCCACCAUAGGAACGAAGGCGGGGUUUAGUAAAAUUUAAGAUUAUUCAGGAAA
Amorphotheca resinae ATCC 22711 is the source of this 3959-nucleotide messenger RNA. RefSeq lists its product as hypothetical. Gene Ontology annotation, biological process: protein phosphorylation; intracellular signal transduction; microtubule cytoskeleton organization. The coding region runs from base 485 to 3634 and encodes 1049 amino acids. Gene Ontology annotation, molecular function: ATP binding; tau-protein kinase activity; protein serine/threonine kinase activity. NCBI's taxonomy places the organism in Eukaryota, Fungi, Ascomycota, Leotiomycetes, Helotiales, Amorphothecaceae. The record is from RefSeq and is a predicted model, not a curated record. The transcript is spliced from 3 exons. Gene Ontology annotation, cellular component: cytoplasm.